Molecule: messenger RNA, 2799 nt
Organism: Lactuca saligna
Lineage: Eukaryota; Viridiplantae; Streptophyta; Magnoliopsida; Asterales; Asteraceae
Source: the annotation of a GenBank genome assembly
UUUUAUUUUAUUUUAUUAUUUUUUUUUCUUCUUCUUAUUAUCAUUAUUAUUAUUUCAUUUUGUUUGUAUUUGACAGCCUAAUUAAAACCCUACAUUUUACCUGAUAAGCUACAUGGUAAUAGCUGAUAUAAAGUAAUAAUAUAGUGAUUGGUAUAAAAUAGCUGAUAAAUUAGAUGACAAAUGUAAAAUAAUAUAAUAAUAUUUAACAUAAUAUAAAAACAUUUAAAAUUCAUCGGGAAAAUCUUCAUAAGCUCUUUCAAAUAAUUUUUUAGAAACACCAUGUUGUAAUAAAAUCAAAAACUAGGUUGGCAUAUACAUAUCAACCAAAGUCUUUUUUUAAACGACACGCCAAAAAUAAUGUUAAUACAAUACUUAUAAACUUUUCUCUUUUUAGCAAUGUUUCUAAAAAAGCAACCACCAUCUUUAUUUUCCUUUUGGCCCAAAGUAAAAAAAAUAUUUCUACAUCCUUUUAUAAAGUUUUUGGAGAUACAAAUUGCAACCCAAAUCUAUAUUUCUCUUAUUGAAUACUUAUUGUAUUGUUUGAUGUAGUCAUUAAAUAUUUCUGAAGAAGUAAAUAAAUUUAAACAUUAUUACAUUCAUUAAAAGUUCAAAAGCUUAGAAAUUACACAGAUCUUUGAAAUCUAUAUUAUUGAACUUCACUUAUUCCGAGAUUUAUGAAUUAUGAGGUGAUAGAAUGAAGCAAGAGCAUUCUGCGAGGACCAUACUGUAAAACUUGAAAAUUAUAGUUCCUAGUCUGAAAUUACAGACAAAUUAGCACAGUAUCUCCUAAAUCAACCGAUCAAAGUCUACACCUCGAUACUCACGACGCCUUACAAACUUUGACUUCACCGUAAAAAUCAACCCCCAAUUCAUCGAUCUCAUCAGCCAAAUCACUCCCAAUCAUUCAAUGGAUUAAAAUCAUCAACAUACACUUUACCAAUUUCACAAAUUAUUUAGGAUUCCACAACUUCAUCCUCCAGCUUUGUUGAUACUAACAAGGAUGUGGUUAUGGAGGGUGCUGUGUAUGCUAAUGUUAGGUUUAGGUUCAGUUUCGGAAUUCGGUGAAGCUUUGAAGUUGCCUUUUAGAGUUAACGAUGUCUUACCUGUUCUACCACGUCAAAUUUCGUGGCCUGUUAUGAACAGCUUUGGUAAGGCGGUGGAUUUGUUGCCGUCGUUCGUCGGGACGAUUUCUCCGAAUAACGGGACACUUCAGUGGAAAGGUGCUUGUUUCCAUGGCAAUGAAGCUCGUAUGGACUUCACUGAAGGGGAUGAUCGUGGUUUGGGAGGCGGGAUCAUCCAUCUCAAGACCUCUGAAGCCCACAGUUGGACAUGUAUGGAUCUCUAUGUUUUCGCAACACCCUACAGGAUUACCUGGGACUACUACUUCGCAGCAAAUCAACAUACUUUGCCAUUUGAGUCCUGGGAGGAACCUGCAGAGUUAGAAUAUGUAAAGCAACAUGGAGUAUCUGUAUUUCUGAUGCCUUCUGGAAUGCUAGGAACACUGCUUUCAUUAGUUGAUGUUUUGCCUCUGUUUGCCAACACAAAAUGGGGCCAAGAUGCAAACCUAAAAUUUCUAAAGACUCACAUGGGUGCUACUUUUGAGACACGAUCUAAGCCAUGGCGUGCAACUAUCAAUCCAGAUGAUGUUCAUUCCGGUGAUUUUCUAGCUGUUUCAAAGAUCCGUGGAAGAUGGGGUGGCUUUGAAACAUUGGAAAAAUGGGUCACAGGGGCAUUUGCUGGUCAUACAGCAGUUUGUAUGAAGGACGAUUUAGGAAAUCUUUGGGUUGGUGAAUCAGGACACGAGAAUGAAAAGGGUGAAGAAAUUAUUGUGGUGAUUCCAUGGGAUGAAUGGUGGGAUUUGGCACUUAAAGAUGAAUCAAACCCACAAAUUGCUUUGUUGCCUUUACAUCCUGAGAUUCGUGCAAAAUGGAAUAACACUGCAGCAUGGGAAUAUGCUUUGAGCAUGUCUGGGAAACCUUAUGGUUAUCAUAACAUGAUUUUUAGUUGGAUUGAUACCAUUGGUGACAAUUAUCCCCCACCUAUUGAUGCUCACUUGGUGAUUUCUGUCAUGUCUAUGUGGACUAGGAUGCAGCCUGCUUAUGCUGCCAAUAUGUGGAAUGAAGCUCUAAAUAUGCGUCUUGGGACAGAGGGUUUGGAUUUGUAUGGGAUAUUGGAAGAGACAGAAAAGCGAGGCAUAUCUUUUGAUGAAUUGAUGACAAUUCCUGAGAAUGAUGAAUGGGUGUAUAGUGAUGGAAAGUCUACAACAUGUGUUGCUUUUAUUCUUCAAAUAUAUAAAGCUGCUGGAGUUUUUGGGGCUUUUGCAGAUUCUAUUCAAGUCACCGAGUUCACUAUUCGUGAUGCUUAUAUGCUGAAAAUCUUUGAGAAUAACCAAACACGGCUUCCAAAUUGGUGCAACAAUGGUGAUGAUAAGCUUCCAUUCUGCCAAAUACUUGGGAAGUAUCGCAUGGAACUACCUUUGUACAACACCUUACACCCAUAUUCCAAUAUGAAUGAAAAUUGCCCUUCUCUCCCUCCAACUUAUGAGAGGCCUACUCAUUGCUAAUAUUCUAAAAAAAAUUGUAAGCUCCUUUUCGUAAAAUUGUCAUGUAUGUUUGAUUUGGAGGAUAUUGUCAUUUAGACAUUUCUGUAUGUAUGUAAACAUGCUAACGAUAUAUACAAGGGAGUACGCGUAAGCAUAACUAGGUAUUCUUCUACUUGUUAUUGUUUGUGUAUAGUGAUGGGAGUUUUAUGACAUAUUAUCUAUUAUAUUUUUCUUGCUGUUCAAAGAACAAAAAAAAU